AUCUUUUCGCUCAUUCUAUAGAUCGAUUUUGACGAUCAUAUUGCUGCAUAGAUAGGUAUUACCAUUUUGGAUAAAAAAAAGCAAAGUCUAAUUGGAUACUGGUCACGGAGUUUAGCAUUUCUAGGCGAUAGAACACAUAAAAUUCAAAGACUAGCUGAACUUGAAAUCGGGAAGCAAUUCACCUCGACUGUAUUUGAUAUUCGCAUCUGACCACAAGCUAGUUGAUAUCCAUAUACCUGUUUGGAUAGAUUAUUAACCUAUAUGUAUGUACGUUGACAUACGAAAACUUGUUUGCCUUUGAAUUUUUAUACAUUGUAUUAUUAUAACUAGCACUACUCAGCUGCAUUCUACUAUUCAUAUAAAUUAUACAGUACCGAUGAGUGGAAACAUUCAGAAGCCAAAACCAUUAAAGGUAUUUGGGAGAUCCCAUUAUGCCUGUACUCGUUGCAAAGUAUCGAAGAUAAAGUGUUCCGGCGAAAGACCUGCGUGUGCUAACUGUAAAAGCAUUAACAAAGGAGAUGCAUGUGUGUAUCCUACCAAAGAUAGAAAAAUUGUCAUCAUGGAGUCGGACUUGAAUAAGUUGCACGAUAGAGUCGAAUACUUGGAAUCAAUUAUCGCGUCAUCUAACCCAUCGCACACAACCGAGCCCGAACGUGCCCCUCUUAAUACUACAACCGUGGGUACAUCUGCUUCUCAUUCGUAUCCAUCGAUGUCGACCAUAGGAUCUACGAAAAAGAUCCCAGUAAGUGGGAACGUCAUUAAUGGGAUAGAACUUGUCAACUUCUACGCGCCAGAAUUUGACGACUAUGAUUUGCAAUACAACUUGUUACUCGCUUGCCAAAACAAAUUACCUGAAAGAACCUAUGCCCUUAACUUGGUCAAUAAAGUAUAUUUCACUUAUAAUCAAGAAUUUUAUUUGUUGGCCAUUCAAGAAUUUUUGGAUUUGACCAAUGAUAUCUAUGCAUUAUUUGACGGGUUGCAGCAGGAGCAACAACAGCAAACUCUGGGACAGCCUCAGACCCACCAGAACUCUGAGCCACCGCUUAGAUCUAUAACUCAGAUCUCGCUUUGUUAUUUCUUUAUUUUAAUUGCAUUUGGUGAACAAUUGUUGAAUGUUAAAACUGACGAAAAUAAGUACCCUGGAAUGGAAUACUAUUUGUUGGCAGAACACUUGUUUCGGUUAACUAGAUCCGACCUUGAUAUCACCUUUAUGCAAAGUUCCUUGUUGUUAGGUCUUUACUCGGUCAAUUUAGCGCGUUACAAUAUUGCCUACAAUUACUUGGGAAUUGCCGCUCGUUCAGCUGUAGCCCAGGGAUAUCACCGUCAAAGAGAUAUUCCUGGAAAUAAGUCACCUGAAGAGUAUCGAGAACUUCGUAUUUUUGCAGAAAGGUCAAAGAGAUUAUGGUGGACUAUCUUUGUUAUUGAUUCUUUGUGGGCUGCAAAAACUGAAAACUUUCAAUAUACAGAUACGGAUGUUGACUUGCCAACUGAAAAUACAUUCGAUUUAGGUGAUUCAUUUGAUGGCACUAUUCUUGAGACCAACGUGCAUUUGACGAAAUAUGUCACAAAGUUUGUUCGGUUGAUCUAUGGGCCAAAUAUACGAACUUUUCUGGUUAAUUACAUCAACACCAACCAAUUUAACCAGAAACUUUUGUUGAAGAAUAUCUUAACGUCAUCAUCAGACUUGAUUAAGAAUUUUGAAUUUCCUUUGUUGUCGAAAUUUAGAGGUAUAGACUAUGUUAAUGAUGGUUCAAGAAUGCUCGCUAAUUUGUUACUUAGAUACCACCAGUUGAACAUUUUGCUCACGAAGCCCUUGCUUUCCCUCGCUACAGACCCUUCAUCUUCUGAAUUACUUGAAAACUAUCAUGAUAUUGAAGCUACAAUUGCCAAGGGGAUGUUUGUAUCGUGUAGUACCAUUGAUAUAGUGGCGAGAUUAUACACCUGCCAAAAGAUCUUUGUGUUGGGUUACUGGGACAGUCACCAUUUAUUUUCGUCCUUGAUGAUGCUUAUUAUCGCUGGUCUUCGUGGUAAGGUAUAUCCCCAGGUAAAUAAGGCAAUCGCCUUGCUUAAAUAUUUGGCAGGAAUGGGGAAUAUUAAUGCCAACACUUAUGUGAAGAAAUUAAACGAUAUUAGUUAUGAAUUACAAUGUUCAGGUAUCGCUUUCAAGCUUGAUCUUUCUGUUACUGUUGAUACUAUCGAUUUCGAUAAAAAUGAUUACUACAAAAACCCACCUUCAACAAAACCCCAAAGCAACUAUUUAUUUGAAGCUAGAACUGCUGUACCAUAUCUUCCUGAGGCUUAUGCAGACACCAUCGAGGGAAUUAACACAUUCUUAUCUUCAAGCCAUGGAAUUUCAAUCAAUGAUAAGUCUCGGGAUUUCUACAUGUCUAUAAUUAACCAUAUUCAAGGUUGGGAAAAUUAAUAAUUCGCUACAAGAUAAAAAAUUUCCCCUCUAUAUAAGAAAAUAUAUAUACAUUAAUUUAAAGGGCAUCAUUAAAGUUGAAUUGGUCGUUCAAGUUCAAUUGCUGUUCGAUCAUUUCCGUCCAUGGUCCUACGAAAUCAAGACCAAUGGUACGAUUAUUCAUAAACCAAUCAAUUACCUCACUAUCUCCCAUCAAGGUUUGCAAUGGUGUAUUAGAGUCGUUUGGUGUCAUACUCUCACUUUGCGAGAUUGAACCAUUCUUGAAAUACAGUGAUUGGCCAUACCCGAAUGAAUCCAUGGACAGCUGGGUUGUUUGCUGUUGCAUUGGAUAUGCCAUCUGAGGGCUGGGCAUGUUUUCAUUUCCGUUGCCUUCAUACUGUACUGGCUGCGGCUGGAACAUCGAUGAUGCCAUGUCAUUGGACGGCACCGGUUCCGACAUGACUUUUUGCCUUUUGGCCAUAUGCUGUUGCUCUUGCAAAUGGGCGCGUUCCUCUGCAUCUUCGGCGGCUUGCUCCUCUUCAUAGUGGUUUUUUCUUGUCUUCAUCUCAGAACACAAAUACAUUAAAACGUUUGAAUAUCUUGUGCAUAAAUGUAAUUCGUCCGGAGAACAAUCCCGUAAGGUGAUAGCAGCUCUUUGAAUUGACAGUGUAAUAUCAUCAAUGGUGAUUAAGGAAAGCGACAAGAUUGUAGAAUCAUAGUUAUCUAUCGAACUGGUAGAUCCACUCCUUGACGAAUUCUUAUGAGCCAUGAUUGUCAAAUAACAUUUUACAAUGAAAGCAACGGCUCUAACCAUUCUCGUUAACCAUCUGACCGGCAUAAACCUAAGCAUCUUUAAUCUAUGAACUCUAUGAGCAGCAUAUAACAUUUCAUUAGCCGCGGUAAAUGCCUGUUCAAUAUACUUUGCUGAUUUGGACAUUUCAUCUAAUUUCAAUGUAACCUUGCCGUGUUUUCUAUUCUUCUUUUGCUCAAGUAAAGCCCGAGGUGAUGGACUCAAUGCAAGUGAAUAAAUGUAAAGCUUCACAUAGUUGAACUCAAAUAUGAAGGAUUCCCGCUCUAUAUAUUCAGCAAUCUCAUGACACACUUUUGAGUUUGGUUUCAACCAAUGAGUGGUUAUGUUGGACACAUGCUUGAGCAAUUUAU
Messenger RNA from Spathaspora passalidarum NRRL Y-27907, 3562 nucleotides. RefSeq names its product Zn(II)2Cys6 transcription factor. The record is from RefSeq and is a predicted model, not a curated record. Gene Ontology annotation, molecular function: zinc ion binding; DNA-binding transcription factor activity, RNA polymerase II-specific; DNA binding. The transcript has a single exon. Bases 377 to 2422 code for a protein of 681 amino acids. Gene Ontology annotation, biological process: regulation of DNA-templated transcription; DNA-templated transcription. Lineage: Eukaryota; Fungi; Ascomycota; Pichiomycetes; Serinales; Debaryomycetaceae.